AUGUUCAUGUCAUGUCCUGUAACGCGUAGUGAUGGACUUACAGCACAAGAGUCUCAAGGACGAGAAAUAUCGCCUCGUAGUCCUGUGAUCCCUCUGGUUAAUGAGCCUCAGUCGUCUUUCUCUACUGUUAAGUCGGAGGCUACAUGGACUGCCGCCUCAGAUCGCAGUUUCCGCUCAGUCGUUCCAGCUGCUGUUCGUUCAGCCUUGGCCUCGAAAAAAGGCGUUGUCGCUCUGGAAAGUACAGUAAUCACUCAUGGUUUACCAUAUCCCAAUAAUCUGGAGACAGCUCAAUUGUUGGAGGAUACUGUACGAAGCGAAGGUAGUGUGCCGGCUACCAUAGCUCUUCUCGACGGAAAGGUUCAUAUUGGUCUCUCAAGUGAUCAACUAGCCAACGUCGCAGAGUCUAAGGAGGCGGUGAAGGUGUCACGUAGGGACAUAGCCUAUGCUCUCAAUAAGAAACUGAUUGGAGGAACUACGGUAGCUGCCACCAUGUAUUUGGCAAAUAUGGCCGGAAUUCGAAUAUUUGCAACUGGUGGUAUCGGCGGUGUCCACAGAGGAGUCGACCAAACACUGGACAUCUCAGCUGACCUGAUCGAGCUAAUGCGUACACCUGUGACUGUGGUCUGUGCAGGAGUGAAGAGCAUCCUGGACAUUCCGAAAACUGUUGAAUUCCUCGAAACGCAUUCGGUCAAUUGCAUAGUUUUUGGCAAACGCAACGUCUUUCCUGGCUUUUUCACACAAGAAUCGCAAGCGAUGGGGCAAUACUGCACCGAAGAUCUCAGUGACGUCGUCAGAAGCAUAGAGAUAUCCGACGCCUUGAGACUGGAAGCAGGUACCGUUCUCGCGUGUCCUAUUCCGGAAGCGCUCCAAGGCGAUGGAAGAAGUAUCGAAAACGCUAUUCAGGAGGCACUGAAUGAGGCCAAGUCUAAGAACAUUGUUUCCAAAGAAGUUACACCAUUUUUGCUGUCACGAGUGAAUCAGCUGACCGCC
Molecule: messenger RNA, 990 nt
Organism: Cooperia oncophora
Lineage: Eukaryota; Metazoa; Nematoda; Chromadorea; Rhabditida; Trichostrongylidae
Source: the annotation of a GenBank genome assembly